CAACAACAACUUCACCGCCGAUCUCAAGGUUGACACGCAUGUCUCUGUGGGCGACCAUUUACACUGGACUUGCAGCGGUGGCCACAGCCCAAGUAACACCGUCCUCCUGCCUGUCGUGGACUGACCCGACCAGUACCUUUUCUACGACUGCAGCUGCAGUUGGAAUGGGAGUCAUUUCCACGAGACUAACGUUACACGACUUCACAGAUAUGCUCCCCCACCCCAUUGCCGAGUGCAUAGGAUCUGUGAACGCGUCGGAUCUUUUGGCAGCUGUCAUGCCUUCGUUGAAGGAUCCAGUGUGCGCUACGGCCUAUGUGUCGUUGCUGACGUGGAAAGGCGAAGUGUCAUCGGCGUUGGUCUCUGUGGCGGGCGAAGUGUUGACCGACAAAGUGUUCGAGGCAAUUUGCGCUCCGUUUGUCGACGUGAUUCCGUGCUUGGAGUCGGUGCUGCUCCAGACAGUCAUGCCCCUUGUCACAUCUCAGCCCUGCUGCUCCUCGGUCUUGUCCGAUGUCGCGCGUAACUUCGGCGCUCCGUUGGAUGUCAUCGUCUCCAAAGCAACAAGAUUAGUGGCAGAUGUGGUCUGCUCGACUCAAAGCCCUGGGUUUUACAACCAGUCGUCCCAAACGUGCGCUUUCACGCUGCUGGAGAGCUUCCUUGCCCCUACUAGGAAAGACCCCUCCGUGUUGUUUUCAAAUACCCUCAACGCCAUGCAAGUGCCCAAUGACCAGGGGGUUGCAGCCAUGUCGGGCAAAAUGUUCAAAGGGACCCUCAAUAUCACAAAACCAGCAUUGUUCACUGCCCCCUUUUUGCCUGGCUCGUGCGUAAGACCUGCCAAUUCCCUUCUCACUUGGGUUCGAAAUUUUCCCAUUCUCCAAGAGUCGACCUAUGGCUUGUCACUUUCCCAACUCUUCAACGACAACUCGUGUUUGCCAGGAGGCCCCCUCAUGUCCAUUUUCACCUCUGGUGAUAGUCCUGCCAUGUUAGGCAUGAAAGCCAUGGUCCGCAACAACGCCAGUUGUUUUCACUUGGCCAAUGGAUACCCCACCGAUGACUUUGACGCCCCUGCACUAACACUCUUCACCAGCACGCUUCACGAGAUUGCACUUGCGAAAAACCCAGCCACCACCACGCCCCCCACGUCGACCUCUCCUUCAUCAUUCAAACAAGAAUCCAACGCAGCGUUCCAGAUUCUCCCGUCAUGGCUUGUAGUUGCGUCCACAACUGCAAUAAUAUGCAGCGUAAUCAAGCUGUAGCGCAUAUGUGAAGUUCACUC
Molecule: messenger RNA, 1273 nt
Organism: Aphanomyces astaci
Lineage: Eukaryota; Oomycota; Saprolegniomycetes; Saprolegniales; Verrucalvaceae
Exons: 1
Coding region: 39-1253 (404 amino acids)
Source: RefSeq, a predicted model, not a curated record